UUCAUUUUGAACGCGCUAAUAUCAUGCUUUAGCAUUUUCUGUCAUAUGGAAGUGUUAAACUUCAACUUGGACUGUACCUUUCCUUGUAUAUACGCAAGUUAUUAUAUUAAUAUCAUAAAUGAACGAUUAUUCGACUAAUCGCUAAAAUGCAGGAGUGUUAGUCCACUAGGAAUAUCUUUAGUCGCGGGCAGCCCUAGCUCUUACACAUGAAAUGGGAAAUAUUUACAGAUUUAAAGCUGUAUCACACGUUUGAUCUAUAGGACAAGUGUUCAUAAUUCAUACUAAUCUGUGUUUGGUUCAGUAAUAGCAGCUGUUGAUUGUGUCUCAUCAGCCCCUGUGAUUCUGGAUCCAAAUACUGCAAAUCCAUUUCUCAUUGUGUCUGAUGAUCUGACCAGUGUGAGAUACACCGGGAACGAACAACCUCUUCCUGAUAAUCCAGAGAGAUUUGACUAUUAUUCCUGUGUUUUGGGUUCAGAGGGUUUUAACUCAGGAACACACUGCUGGGAUGUGGAUGUUAAAGAGACUCAGUACUGGAGUCUUGGAGUAACUACAGCAUCAAACCAGAGGGAAGGGACAUGAUUUCUUUGGCAUUGAUGUUUGGAGUGUGUGGUAUGGAUUGUAUGAACCAUCUGGUUUUUGUGUUAAACAGAAGCUUGAGCGUGUGAGAGUGUAUCUGGACUAUGACACAGGAACGGUGUCAUUCUCUGAUCCUGUAACUAACACACAUCUACACACAUUUACAACCACCUUCAGUGACACUGUAUUUCCAUUCUUCUGGUGUUAUACUCUUGACCCUCUGAGGAUCUUACUGAACGAUAUUUAGUAAACGCUACACUUGGAUUUGUCUGGAUCCACCUGCUUUCAGUAGGAAUGGAGUCAAAGACACAAGGGGGUGAGGAGAGGGGCAUUGAUCACAGUCAGAAAUCAAAAAUUAAAGAACUCAAAUAUAUACUCAAAAUAUAUACUGAAGCCAUAAUAGCCAUGCCUUGUAAUAUAAUAACUAUUUUAACUAUACCAGUUUCAGCAUUGUCUUCAGCUUCAUGUACAACUAGCAGGUGCAACCUGUUCCUUAUAACAGCCAGUUAACCACUGAAUAUUCAACAAAAUACAUAUACAGGUGAAGUCAAAAGUUUACAUACACCUUGCAGAAUCUGCAAAAUGCUAAUUAUUUUAACAAAAUAAGAGGGAUCAUACAAAAUGAAUGUUGUUUUUUUAUUAUUUAGUACUUACCUGAAUAAGAUAUUUCACAUAAAAGAUGUUUACAUGUAGUCCACAAGAGAAAAUAAUAAUUGACAAAAAAUGACAAAAGUUUACAAAAGUUUUAAGUUUUUUUUUGUUGUUGUUGUUGUUGUUGUUGUUUGUUUGUUUUAGUGAUAGUUGUUUAUCAUGUUUGUCCUGAACAGUUAAACUGCCUGCUUUUCUUCAGGAAAAUCCUUCAGGUCCAACAAAUUCUUUGGUUUUUCAGCUUUUUUGUGUGUGUUUUUUAAACCUUUCCAACAAUGACUAUAUGAUUUUGAGAUCCAUCUUUUCACACUGAGGACAACUGAGGGACUCAUAUGCAACUAUUACAGAAGGUUUAAAUGUUCACUGAUGCUCCAGAAGGAAACAUGAUGCAUUAAGAGCCAGGGGUGAAAACUUUUGUAAUUUGAAGAUCAGGGUAAAUUUAACUUAUUCUGUUUUCUGGGAAACAUGUUCUGCAGCUUCUGAAGGGAAGUAUAUACUGUAUGAUAUUUGGGCAAAAUAAGAACAAUUUACACAUCUUCAUUCUGUUCAAAAGUUUACACCCCUGUCUCUUAAAGGGGUCAUCGGAUGCUAAGUUCACUUUUAUAUGUUGUUUGAACAUUAAUGUGUGUUGGCAGUAUAUGUACAAAUCUACCCUAUAAUGAUAAAAAUCCAUGCAGUGGUUUUUAAUUAAUCUGUAAAAAUAAUAUCCCCUUUUUCAAAUCGAGCCGUUCUCACAUGCCUCUCGGUGUGGCGUCACACCAACAGAGGCCACUCCCAUGAUAGUUGAUUGACAUGAGCGUUUUACCUCAGAGCAGCUGUGACAGUCUGCCUUCUUUUGUUUCGAUGCCGGAGCAGGGAUGUAAGUUAGACAACAAUAUUUCUGUUUGAGCGAUUUAGGUCUUGUGUUGCUGGAUGUAAUAAUGAAUGUAGGGGUCGUCAUUUACUCCCGACAUCUGAGCCGCUGAAGAUGCAGUAGAUUACGUUUGUUUGUGAAGGGAAUGCACCUCCCGAUCUACAUAUAUCUUUCUAUGUUCGCGUGAAUCAUUCAUGAUCCAGCUUCACUUACAGCAGAAGUGAGUAUAAGGUUUUUUUUUAUGAAUCUUUGCGAUCGCCUUUCCUAAUAAAGUGCUAGUCAGCAAGUUUAGCGGCUAAACGCAGCUAAAUGCGGCUAAAGUAAACAGGUUCGUCUCUCCACAGAGAGAAGAGAGGGGCGGGGUGAGCAGAGCUCAUUUGCAUUUAAAGCAACCUCGACCAGAAUGAGAUGAGUUUUGCAGAGCUGAUUUUGGCAAGGUAAAAAGGGUGUUGUUUUACACAACCACUGAGAAUUUUUAACCAAAGUAUAUUACAGACUUUUCAUUAAGACCCUAAAGAAUCAUAUCAACUUGUGGAAAAUGGGCAUCCGAUGAGCCCUUUAAGAAGAGCGUUACUCUUCUCAUCAUAUUGCAGCCCUCGGCUUUCAUGAAUAUGAGGCAGAGUCUCUUGGUUUUACUAUCCUGCAACCAGCAUAAGCACCAUGAAAACUAAAAGUAAACAUGCAAAUAGCUGCUUAAAUAAGCCUUUGGCAUAUCACAAAUUUACAAAUAAAUGCUUACAUCUUUUACAGUGCAUGAUCAUGCAUUUGUACAUAUGCCAUGCACAUUAAAUGACCCUUAAAGUUAUUUAAAACUAACAACACAUAAACAAUAAUUUGAUCUGUAAACACAUUAAACUUUUCUGUUAAAAGAUACACAACAAAACAAAAUUCCAGAAACAGUCAAUGUAGAAAUGUUACAUCAUUAAAGAUUUUCCAUCUCUUAAACAUGGAACCAAAAAAAUACACACCUCGCUCCGCUCAUCAAGGGUGCAAACUUUAAACUUGCUGCUUCCUGAUGUAGAUUUGUUAGCUUUAAGGUCUCUGGGCUAAACAGCACACAAAUGUGGACAUGAGGCAAAGCAACUUAAACAAUGUUACAGUGCACAGGACCAGAAUUACCCACACUGAGUUUACUUACAUAUGUACUGAGCUUUUUGGACAAGAGAAAUCUGAACAGUGAAUCUGUUGAUGGGCUAUACAGGUUCCUGAGCUCACAGCCUCAAACCCAGUCACAUGAAUGAUCUGACUGUGAAAGAAUUACCUCUACUGACCUCUAGUGGCCACUCACACAUCAUAUUCCUCCAUAAAUUUUUUUGGUCAUAGUGUAUUUAUGAUCAAAUCUUGACCAGAUCUUUAUUUUAGAAAAAGUAAUAAUCUAUGGUCUCUUGGGGGUUUAUGGAUAUACAUUUUAACAAAAUCUAGCAUUAACUGUCCAAUGUGUGUAAACACACUUGGCAAUAAAGCUCUUUCUGAUUCUGAUCAAUGUUGUUUCUUAUGCUCAAAUAGCACUUAAAAAAUUUUAUAUUUUUGGUUGGUCCAGCCAACGGUCAUGUGCAGUCAAGUUUACAAAAAGUGUGUUUAGUGCUACAUGAUGCCGAACAGAAGGAGUGACAGAAACUGGUUUGGCCUCUCCAAACACUGACAAUCAGUAUGAUAAACAGACGUGUGUUUAUUACCGUGACUUCAGCAUUUAGAUAAAGACUUGAUCAUGACAGAUGCUGGAGAAACAAUGUGAGAUUCAAACACUCUCACCAACAAAUAAAUAAAACACUUGCAUUUUAUUAUUAUUAUUAUUAUUUUAAGUUCCUCUUGAAUGCGUUUUGCUCAAUUUUAACUUGAAGAAAUCCUGAUGUUCCUGUCUGACCUGUUUUAGCAAACGUAAAUGUUUUGAGACAUUUUACCUACUACACUUAACAGGAAGAGACUGACUUGUUAUUUCACUUUUCCGUCAUACUGACCGUUUUCAAUUACUAUGCCAGAUCAAAAAAAUUAAUAAAAUAAACGGCAAUCAGUGCAGAAGGAAGACAAACACUUUGAAGAAGAAUUUUUGUGACAUUUGUUUCUGAACAGACAACAGAUCUUUGUGAUUUUUGUGGUUAUUCAGUAAGUGAAAGUACAGUCUAGAUUGCUGGAGCUCAAACAGUGAAAAUGGCUUCCGUAUCUUUGGAUUUUUCUUGUCCUGUGUGUCAUGAAAUCUUCAAGGAUCCUGUUGUUUUAUCAUGUAGUCACAGUGUCUGUAAAGAGUGUCUUCAACAGUUUUGGAGAACCAAGGAAACUCAGGAGUGUCCUGUCUGCAGGAGAAGAUCCUCAAAAGAGGAACCUCCUCCUAAUCUGGUGUUGAAAAACUUGUGUGAGUCGUUCCUGAAGGAGAGAAAUGAGAGUCGUUCAUCAGGAUCUGAGGAGAUCUGCAGUUUACACAGUGAGAAACUCAAACUCUUCUGUCUGGAGGACAAACAGCCUGUGUGUUUGGUGUGCAGAGAUUCACAGGAACACACCAAUCAUACAUUUAGACCCAUCAGUGAAAUGGUUUCAUCAAAUAAGGAAGAGCUCAGCACCACACUGAAGUCCUUACAAGAGAAACUUAAAAAUAGUGAAAGAAUGAAAAAUGAGUUUGAGGAAACAGUUCAACACAUCAAGUCUCAAGCUGAGCACACAGAGCGUCAGAUUAAACAACAGUUUGAGAAGCUUCAUCAGUUUCUCAGAGAUGAAGAAGAAGCUACAAUCACUGCACUGAGGGAGGAAGAGGAGCAGAAGAAGAUGAUGAUGAAAGAAAAGCUGGAAGAGAUCAACAGACACAUCUCAGAUCUUUCACACACAAUCAAAGACAUGGAGGAGAUGAUGAAAGCCAGUGACAUCUGCUUUCUAAAGGAGUUUCCAGUCUCAAUGGAAAGAGUCCAGAUCUCACAGCCGGAUCCACAGACGCCUUCUGGAGCUUUGAUUCAUGUGCCACGUUAUUUGGGCAACCUGCCGUUCAGAGUCUGGAAGAAGAUGCAGGACAUCGUCCAAUACACUCCUGUGAUUCUGGAUCCAAACACGGCUCAUCCACGUCUCCUCUUGUCUGAUGAUCUGACCAGUGUGAAAUACAGCGAGGACAAACUGCUUCCCAAUAAUCCAGAGAGAUUUGACAAGUCAUACUGUGUUUUGGGUUCAGAGGGUUUUAACUCAGGAACACACCGUUGGGAUGUGGAAGUUAAAGACAGCCGUUCCUGGAGUCUUGGAGUAACUACAGCAUCAAACCAAAGGAAGGGAUUCAUUUCUCUUACCGAUGGUGUCUGGACUGUGCAGUAUGGACUGAAUGAAUGGGCUGGCUUUAGUGUUGAACAGGAUCUUGAUCGUGUGAGAGUGUAUCUGGACUAUGACAGAGGAACAGUGUCAUUCUCUGAUCCUGUAACUAACACACAUCUACAAACAUUCACAACCACCUUCACUGACACUGUCUUUCCGUUCUUCUGGUGUUAUGGCUUUUCUUCUCUGAAGAUUUUACCAUUCAGCAAUCAGUAAUCGUUACACCUGUAGGCCUGGAUCUUCCUGCUUUCAUUAUUUUUUAAUCAUUUAAUCAGUGCUGUUGAUCUGAAUGUACGGCUGUGAUUGUUAAUGAUUAAUGAUUUAGAUGCUUUAAGACCAGAUAUUUUAUUUUUUAUCCCAAAUGAAGCUAAAGCAGUUCUGAGCAGUGAAACUUAAGUGAACAUACAAACACAUCAUACAUCUCAGUCGCCUUUUAUAGAUUUAAUUGUUCCAAAAUUAAUGAAUACUUGUAAAUCGGAACAAUUGUUAAGUUAAAUCAUACGUUUCCAAAUCCAUUUGUUUUGUUGUGGGAGCACGAACACGUGCAAUACUUCAGAAACAGUACAACGUAGUCUAUUUACUAAGUAUUUUUACUUAGUAUAAGCUUCGGCUGAAUGACUGAAGCCCCAUAAAGGCAUUAACGUUAAUAAGACCAUCUUGAAUUUGGUAUUCAGUUUUUAUUUCCAUUCUUAUGUAGGCUACAUACUGCAGGGAUUCCCAAACAUUUUUGUCAGCAAAUAACUAUUUUAUUUACUUGAUGUAAGAGAUUUUAAGGUAGUAAGUUAAUUAAUUUGGCAAUUUUUCAUGCUCACGAUUCUGACGUUAGUUAAUGGUCACAUAUGACUUGCCGGUAACAUAAAAAAACUUUUUUUUGUAAGUGUUUUAUUUUGAUUGUUGUUAUUUUAAAAUGAUUUAUUUAAGUUUAACUUUUUUAUUUAAUUAUUAUUAUCUUUUCAUUAAACUCACAAACACCCUGCCCCUCCACGAACCCCAGUUUAGGAAAUCUUGACGUAAUGUAACGUUUAAUGCAUUUCAUGUUGUUUAACAGCGAAUGGAAUAUAUUUUCUUUCUUUUUUAUUUUUAUAUCAAUAUUGUACAAUAUUAUCCUAAUUAAAUCAAUGUGAUAAACAAGUUAGGUCAAAUGUAAUUUAAAAUAAGUCUGAUUAUAUUACCUAAAAUGUGUAAUGUAUUGGAUUACAUUACUAACUACAAUUUUUGUCAUGCAAUUUGAAAUCAGUAAUGGACUUCAAUUUGUAAGUAAUCUACCCAGCACUGUCUGUGUCUUCAGCAUCAGCAUCAACUUAACAUACAUAUAGAGGGUUUUCACAAUGCAUCAUCAAUCGGCCAUAUUGGCGGCACGGAGUGUAAAUAGUACCACUGAACCAAACUAAACUUACAUAUUUUGCUUAUCAUUGCUGCUGAAAAUGGUCAAUUAUUUCAUGUUUUGGGCUGUACUUAAUCGGUCGGACCAGGAAAAACAUUUGGAGUACUAAAGACUGCCAAAAGUUAUAACAAAUCAAGGAGAAGAGUGCAAAAAAAGUGCCCUUUUUUCAUGCAGUAAAAAUAAUAAAGUAAUAAAUGGAAAGCAAAGUUGUUUGUAUUGCUAUAUUCUGUUU
Labeo rohita (rohu) is the source of this 6978-nucleotide messenger RNA. Its product is annotated as nuclear factor 7, brain-like. Gene Ontology annotation, biological process: protein ubiquitination. The record is from RefSeq and is a predicted model, not a curated record. The transcript is spliced from 6 exons. The coding region runs from base 4226 to 5578 and encodes 450 amino acids. Lineage: Eukaryota; Metazoa; Chordata; Actinopteri; Cypriniformes; Cyprinidae. Gene Ontology annotation, molecular function: zinc ion binding; ubiquitin-protein transferase activity; protein binding.